AUGGUCUCAAACGCGAAGCUCCGACGUAUUGAUUCAAUCUGGGAAAACGGAUACGGUGUCAUUUGUUUACAAAUCAGUCACAGUGUCUCCGAUGAAGAAGCGUUUGUUCGAGAAGCUGCCCUCAUUGAAGCGCUGAAACUAGAAAAUUUGACCAAUAUGAAGGGUGGCGAAUGGCGCGGUAAGAGCAAAUCUUGGACGCCAGCUAUGAAAGCA
Messenger RNA from Cooperia oncophora, 213 nucleotides. The record is from the annotation of a GenBank genome assembly. NCBI's taxonomy places the organism in Eukaryota, Metazoa, Nematoda, Chromadorea, Rhabditida, Trichostrongylidae.